AUGAAGACUUCUCUGAUUGCGUUCGGUGCCCUCCUCGGCCUGACCUCUGCCCAGAAUGCUAUCGUGAAUAACGACUGUAGCACCACCGUGUACGUGCAGUCGUUCCCCUACGAUGGCAGCGCCCCCGGCCCUCUGACAACCAUUCCCUCGGGCGGAACAUUCUCAGAGAAAUUCAGAGCCUCUGGAUCGACCAUCAAGAUCGCCAAGACCAAAACGCUGGAUAAGCCUCUCUUCUUUGGCUAUUCAUUCUCUUCUAACCCAGACUAUGCGUACUAUGAGCUGAGCAAUGAAUGGGGUAACCCCUUCGCGGCAAACCACAACACGCUGAGCCCCGGAGAAGGCUGCGAGGAAUUUGACUGCGCGGCCAACGAUGCUGGCUGCUACAGUACGCCGGCUCACCAGAAGGUCUAUGGUUGUCCCCAGCCGGUUACUUUGACGGCGUCACUGUGUGUAUAA
Messenger RNA from Aspergillus pseudoviridinutans, 456 nucleotides. RefSeq lists its product as uncharacterized. The coding region runs from base 1 to 456 and encodes 151 amino acids. Lineage: Eukaryota; Fungi; Ascomycota; Eurotiomycetes; Eurotiales; Aspergillaceae. The record is from RefSeq and is a predicted model, not a curated record. The transcript has 3 exons.